AUGCUGUCCGACUUCUUCGGAUUUGCUCAGAUACCAUCAGAUAUACUACCAGACGGCAUUAUGUUCAAACGCCAGGUCGCGACCGGCCUCAGUGUUGGCACCAGCCUGCCCACCACCGACCUGACUGCCAUCACCAAUGCUGCCGGAGGCGUCACCAGCGGCGUCAACGCAAUUACUUCUCAGACCACUCCCACGGCCACUCCCACGACCGCUCCACCGCCUAGCGAUACCACUCCAACAGUAGUUGCGCCGACCACUGCGACGCCUGCACCUUCGCCGACCGAUAAUACUGCGACACGGACACAACAAACCACCGAGCCGAAUACUACACAACCGCCAAACACCCUAGCGACCACCACCAGGGACGGCACAACCGGCACGACCUCAGCUCAUACGACUGCUACCGGCGCCGACUCGUUCGUCUCCUCCUUGACAGGCACGUCCAGCAAUCUCGUCAUUGUUGGCGGUAGUUCCACUAUCAAUCGUUCGACCUUGUCUUCCGCGACCACCAUCACCUCGCCUCUUGUCGGCUCAGCCACCGUCGCAUCGGUUUACACCUCAUUCUACGUGGGCAGCGAUGGAAAAUCAACGAGCGCUGUCCUCACCACCAGCCGAGUUCUCAGCAGUACUACUGGGUUCGCGACUGCCACCAUCCUGCCUGCACUCCAAAAUAGCGGCGACGGUGACGGCAACGGUAGCCUGUCGCCCAUGAGCAGGAGCGUAAUCGGAGGUGUGGUCGGAGGUAUCGGAGGAGCCAUCCUGCUGGGCGGCCUGGCCAUCGUGGCAUGGAGGUUGUGGGGCAAGAAGAAGAGCCAACGGGAGUCUCUCACACAAGAGGACUACCUGAACCAAGGUCGUUCGGACUACUCGCGAGGAAACAGCUUUGGCGCGGAAAAGAGGAUCAGCCCACUGAGCUCGAGUUACGGAGGUAUGAGUCCCGGCGCGGCCUCGACAUAUACGAAUCCCAACGGGAAGGUCAACACCGCCAGCAAUUUCUAA
This is a messenger RNA of Dissoconium aciculare CBS 342.82, 999 nucleotides long. RefSeq lists its product as uncharacterized. The transcript has a single exon. The record is from RefSeq and is a predicted model, not a curated record. Bases 1 to 999 code for a protein of 332 amino acids. NCBI's taxonomy places the organism in Eukaryota, Fungi, Ascomycota, Dothideomycetes, Mycosphaerellales, Dissoconiaceae.